Messenger RNA from Rhipicephalus sanguineus (brown dog tick), 1543 nucleotides. RefSeq names its product reticulon-4-interacting protein 1, mitochondrial. NCBI's taxonomy places the organism in Eukaryota, Metazoa, Arthropoda, Arachnida, Ixodida, Ixodidae. The record is from RefSeq and is a predicted model, not a curated record. Gene Ontology annotation, molecular function: zinc ion binding; oxidoreductase activity. The transcript is spliced from 9 exons. The coding region runs from base 178 to 1347 and encodes 389 amino acids. Gene Ontology annotation, cellular component: mitochondrion.
ACCAUGCGUGUUUUGCAUAGAGUUUGUUUUGUGUCGACGGUUCGUGGUGAGCAGCAGGUGCGAGAUAACAUACUGACGUGAGGACGAUAAACUUUUCCGAUUAGCGUUCACAGGCGUAAUUGGUCUUACUUCCCACGUAAAAAAGCUGCAGUAGACUUUUGUCGCAGUGAAGGCGCGAUGUUUAUUCAACGGUUGCUUGAAACCGAGCGCAAGCUUAUUACUUUCGGAUCUCGGAGACUCCACACAUUGCCUGCGAAGAUGAAAGCAUGGCAAGCCCGCAGCUUUAACGGCAUCGACAGCGUCCAGAUGGAAGAAACACGAGUUCCCCAGCUAAUAUCAUCGAACGAAGUCCUCGUUAAAGUCCACGCAGCGAGCGUCAACCCGCUUGAUGUGGCGAUGUUGGAUGGAUACGGGAGAAAUGUUAUAGACGUGCUGAGGACGCUUCAAUACUUUCCUAACAACAGGGAAAGAUUUCCUAUGGUCCUGGGCAGAGAUUUUUCAGGUGAAGUCGUAGGUGUUGGACAUGGCGUGAAGGAGUUUCAAUUUGGAGAUCAGGUCUGGGGUGCUACCUUGGCUGGUCGGCAGGGAUCUCACGCAGAGUAUAUUGCAGUACCCGCACGUGUUAUAACGAAAAAGCCAAAAACCAAAUCUCACUUGGAAUCUGCAGCAUUGCCUUACGCAGCAUUAACAGCGUGGGCUGGAAUCCGCACCGUGGGAAACCUCAGCAGGUAUACAACGCGAAACAAAAGGUGCUUAGUUUUAGGGGCCUCUGGUGGUGUUGGGAGUUUUGCUGUACAGCUAUUAAGAGCCUGGAAUGGAUCCGUCACAGCGACAUGCAGCACCGGAGCGGUAGAGAUGGUUUCGAAACUUGGGGCAGACACUGUUGUUGACUACACUGCACCCGAUUUCGAGGCACAGCUACUCCAUGGCCCAAGGUUUGACUUUAUUCUAGAUUGCGUUGGUACCCAUCAAGGUCUGUCUCCAACAAAGCUGCUUCACAAAGGCCGCCUUUCAACCUACGUUACCGUCGUGUCACCCGUAUUGAAAAAUACGGAUAACAUGGGCAUUUUCUCUGGCAUGGCACUGUCUGCGUACCAGGCAUUGCAGGUUACUGUUCAGGAGCUUGCCGAUGGUCGCAGUGCUCGCUGGGCUUUUUUCUGCCCCAACGCCAACGCACUGAAGGAAAUUGCCGAGCUUGUUGACCUUGGCAAGGUGACGCCUAUUGUCAGCAGCAUCUAUCCUUUCCUGGAAGUUCCAGCAGCCUACCACAAGAUGAAGGAAGGCCAUGCCAGAGGAAAGAUAGUGAUCUCAGUUGUUCAACAAGAGCCUCGUGCCGACAAGCCCUAGAAAGCGUGAUUUAAGAUAGCACAAUUUGUGAGCCACUAUAUACUUACCAAAAUACGGGUAGGGAAUGUUUACGAGUCGCUUGUAAAAAAAAAUGCAGUUGCAAGUUUCGGUUUGUGGAAUGUUUUUAUUGCCCUACUGUGGCUUUAGGAUGUAUUAUACUUGAAAAAUAAAUUUCGAACGUCUUUGCAUGAGUGAA